Molecule: messenger RNA, 990 nt
Organism: Talaromyces amestolkiae
Lineage: Eukaryota; Fungi; Ascomycota; Eurotiomycetes; Eurotiales; Trichocomaceae
Exons: 2
Coding region: 1-990 (329 amino acids)
Source: RefSeq, a predicted model, not a curated record
AUGUUCAGAAUCGAUAAUGCAAAGGAAAAAGGGUUGGUUGAGGAAGGGCUCCUAAGCAUAGAUAAAGUCUCAGGAACUUUUGACAAGUUUCUGGAUUGCUACAAGCAGGCUGGCGUUGAUGUUGAUGUGCAUGCCGAAAUCAAAGUCUUGGAGCAUUUUCAUCGAUCGGGACUUCACUUUGCGGGAAACGACCGUUUCAUCGCUUGCAGUAAGCCGGCAUGUUUCUGUUGUGAAUUGUACUUUAAGCACCAUCCUGCUCGCUUCGUGAUCCCGGCGUCUCACAAAAAAGUCUGGACGAAAUGGAGCCCCCCCAAAGUCGAGUAUGGUGCCACUCUGGGUGAUCAAGCAAUACAGCAAAGGAAGAUCCUAAGCAAAAUCACUGAGGAUCUUCGCGAGGAGAUCAUCAACCAAGUUUUGCAACGCUCAAAACACAGCCACUGGCAUCCCGACUCGAGGACGGGUAUCACAGAUCCGCAUACCGUGAAUCACCAAGUGUUUUCGAUGCUGUCAGAUGACUCAGAGAUAUCAGAGUCCGAGUCCGACCUUGGUUUCUCAGAUGGCCCGGAGAGCGAGACGUUUUCAGAUAGUGAAGAAGAUGGCGGUGUUCCUUCCUCCCUCAAACGCAAAGCCUCAGCCAAUCUCCUAGCAGAUCUCGCCCACCCCAUCGAGUACGAUGCAACUCAAUCUCCGACGAAGACCCACGUCCAACAACACACGUCUCCCAAAGAAAUCUCAAGUCUCUACGAAAAGACCUACCUCGACACCAUCAUCGAAAUCAAGUGUCUGUUGCAGCAUUAUGCCUUUGUGCUUGCCGCAGAAGCGAAUCCCGAUCUGAACCUGGAGGGCCUACUGGAGGGCGACGCAAGUGCGGCGAAUGCACGUACAAGUGCAACUGUGGAUGCUGUGGCAGACACGAAAACGGAGCUGAAAGCGAUACUGGACGAUCUGGCCUCGAAGCCUGAAUUGUUGAGUAUGGAGAAAUUGAGAUAG